Erigeron canadensis is the source of this 2036-nucleotide messenger RNA. RefSeq lists its product as uncharacterized. The coding region runs from base 88 to 1914 and encodes 608 amino acids. The transcript is spliced from 7 exons. NCBI's taxonomy places the organism in Eukaryota, Viridiplantae, Streptophyta, Magnoliopsida, Asterales, Asteraceae. The record is from RefSeq and is a predicted model, not a curated record.
UCAUCAUCAUCAUCCUAAAAUAAUUCCAUUUUUUUAAACAAUAACCAUAAAUAUUAUAAGGAGCUCCAACUACAACAACCAACGACAAUGGACUAUAUAGAUGUUGAUCAAGUGUUAGUGGUUCCGGAUACGCCCGAUAGGUUAUUAAGACCGCCAGUUUUACGUAAUUGUGACCGAUUUAGAAUUAGGACGAAGAGUGAUGAUGCCGUUAUUAAUCGUGAAAAUAAUCGUAUAGCGAGUAAGGAUUAUAGUUGUGAAACGAUAAGAAGUCAGGAAAGGGAAAAAGAAAAUCUGAAUACACGGAAACAAAGAUUGUUCGUUCGUCCUGAUAGUUGCGGAAAAUCUGUGGUUUUUAGUACUUCUAACAAUGUUGGACAGAGUAUAGAUGAUGUUAGAAAUGAUCAAGGAAAAGAUUUGUGUGUUUCUGACGUUGGUCAGUCAAUACGUCGAUUAGGUCAUAGGUUGACUGAGAAAAACGUGCAUAGGCGUUCUGGUGUUAGUAGAGAGAAUGGCGAUAGAAAAGGUGUAGUACAGUUUAAUGGUUUUCCGAAGAUAGCUUCUGGAUCAUAUGAACUAAAUAGUAUUGAUAGAGUUCCGGGUGUUGACCGUGGAAAAGGGGUUGGAUUUAUUCAUGUAGCUCGCCGUAGUGACGAAAGUAAGGCAUCUACGAGUUUGGAAUCGUGUACAACGUCUAAAGUUCCUCAGAAGAGAAUGUUGGUGCGGAAUGGAUGUAUAUCUCCAUGUAAUGUGGCAAAAAUGAAAACUGUAGCAGCAAAGCGUGUUGUUGUUGACUUGGAAGAAGAAAAACGGAAUGAUUCUGGUGCACCUGCAUCUGAAAGUCGAUCCAAUAGUAUAGUAAAAGCUAAUGACAUACCAGUAAUGCGUGAAAUUCAUAGAUUGGUAAGAGAAAAACGGAGUGAUUCUGGUGCACUAGCGUCUGGUAGUCAAUCCAGUGUGGUUGAUAUUAAGGAUCUGGUAGCUGAAGCCAUAUAUUCAAGUAGAUACAAGGGAAAAGGAGUAUCUCAUCAUCCUUCAUCUCAAGAGCCCGCUGCAGAAAGCUCCCGUUUAUCUCAUAGGAGGCUUGUUUUUAAAAUACCAGCUGAUAAAAGCAGUGAUUCUAGUGUAGAUACCCCUAGAUGCUCUGCUGAAACACAGACAUUGAGAACCCUACACAAUAAAAGAAAGCAAAGAGAUGAUGGACAACAGAAGAUUAUGCAAACAGAUCAUAGAAUUGGAAGAGAUAUUGAACAUCGUGAUGAUGGUGUGCCUCAAUUACUGUCUCCUGAUGCAAAUAAUCUAAGGAUUAAUAGACAGAGGAAGGAUUCUGCAUCUAGAAAUUCCGGCAAACGCCCUAUAUCAUGUAUCGUUGACACUGCUGCAGAACCUUCAAGUUCAAGAUCAAAAAGGAACAAGAACCUUAGUGCCACAAGUACUUCAAAUCCUGUGUCAGUGCCCAGCGCUGAUUCAAGUAUCAGAUCCUUACAGAUUGAGGCAGAUGAGAUGUUAGCUAGAGAAUUGCAAGAGCAGUUAUAUGCUGAGGAACCGACACCUGCAGUUGCAAAUGCUGAGAGAUUGGGAAUGCCAGAAGCAUUGACGGCUAUUGCUGAAUUGAGAAUGUCUAGGAACCUCUUACAAGUCGGGCGUGAAUUUAAUGAGGAUGAUUAUGAAAUGUUGUUGUCUCUUGAUGAGGAUAAUCACCAACAUGGAGGUGCAACUCCUGCACAGAUUAAUAACUUGCCUGUGUCAGUGGUUCAGGUUGAAACUAGUCAGGAAUGUGCAAUUUGUCUUGAAAUCCCCAGUGUUGGUGAAACUAUUCGACUUCUUCCUUGUCUUCAUAGAUUUCACAAAGGAUGCAUUGAUCAAUGGCUGGGAAGGAAAACAUCAUGCCCUGUAUGCAAAUAUUCUAUCACUUAAUUAGCUGGGAUUUUCACUCAAGACUGAAGCUUAAUGUGAAGCCGUGAAGAAAUCUUAUUUUGACUCUAUGUUGAACAGAACUUUACAUAAAAACGAGUUAUUAAGGAAUCAGUUUAUAUGAA